Molecule: messenger RNA, 579 nt
Organism: Schistocerca nitens (vagrant locust)
Lineage: Eukaryota; Metazoa; Arthropoda; Insecta; Orthoptera; Acrididae
Product: translation initiation factor IF-2-like
Exons: 3
Coding region: 1-579 (192 amino acids)
Source: RefSeq, a predicted model, not a curated record
AUGGCGGUAACUGUACGGCAGGACCGCGGCGCUCUGUCUGAUAAAAUACCGCAAAAUAAAACAGGCCCCGCCCGCGGAGCCGAGCAGGCCGAGAGGGGUGGGGGUGGCGGUAAAAACAGGACGAGGCGGGGCGCGUCGCCGCAACAGGCAGCGACGGGCCCGACGUGGGAGGCCGCUUGUCCACUAACGGGCGACGCGACCGCCGCCAGCACCGCUACUGCCCCCGCAGGAUGGGGAAUUUUGGGGCCCGCGGCGCGAGAUCGCACCGCGCGACCGGACCGCCGCGAUAUUCGCGGGUCCGAGAGGCGGCCGGCGCCCGGCGGCCGGCGGCCGGCGGCGGCAGCUUUACUGCGCCCCAGCCAGUCGUGGGGCGGCGGCCAUGGGCCUCCCAGGGGCCGUUACUCGCGGCCAACACUUUUACUGCCGCCGCCGCAGCCGCCGGAAACUGCGGUCGCCAGCUGCCCGGCCGGGCAGGGCCGCCGCUUGCGGCUACUGGCUGCACGGCGACCCCAAGCUCCGCCAGCACUCCUUGCGUCGACAGAUAGAUACCGUCCGAGAUUUCCCAACAUCGACCUCUAG